This is a messenger RNA of Bactrocera oleae (olive fruit fly), 12099 nucleotides long. NCBI's taxonomy places the organism in Eukaryota, Metazoa, Arthropoda, Insecta, Diptera, Tephritidae. The record is from RefSeq and is a predicted model, not a curated record.
AUUAAUUAAAAAAUGUAUAGCAUUAUGAAAUGUUACACGAUUUUCACGACAGUGAUAAUCUAUAUUACCGAAACGUAUCCGAAUUGUUUUCCGGCCAAAAACUAUGAAAUUGGCAACGUUCUCCAAAAAUAUUUGCCUUAAUUAUAUUCUCCUAAGGAUUCAAUAGUAAUUGUAUUAAUGCUAUACAAAAUCAAAAUGGAUCAAAAAGUGUAUUUUAGAAAGCUUUUCUUCCAACAUUUAAAAACAUUGACACUGCUUCUAGUAUGUUGGACAUAGCUGUAGGUUUGAGAAGUAUGAAAUUGAAUUUUUUUUUAAUACUUUAAUACAGUUAAUUGAGAUAUUGAAUACAAUUGACGAUGUAUCAAAAAUAUAUAAAAAAAUAUUAGUUAUUAUUUAUUAUUAUAAGUAAGAGCUAAAAAUUGUUCCAAGAAAAUUAAAUUUUUGGUUAUCUGGACACAGAAUAAUCGUGUAAGCAUAUUAAAUUAUAAUUAUGCAAAAGUACUAAACCUAAUUCGCGUCAGAAUUACAACAAUUGCCAACAACUGAUCUGUCUUUGAAAAUAUAAAAAAUUAUAAAACACAAUUUUAUAAACGGAUAAUGUCAAUCUGCUGAAACUAUUUUUGUCUGAGCAGCGCUUAUGAACAAUAUUAUACGAUUUUUUUUUUUUAAAUGUACUGAGCAUCACUAAUGUUGCCAAAAUAAAUGAAAACGAAAUCGCUUAUCGGUGCUCUUCAUAACUCCUUUCUGUCUGCCUUGUACGUGCUUUUACUGUUAUCGUCGCUUUGUGUGUACGCUAUUGCAAACUGGCUGCAAAUUGCAAUAUUAUUUCAUGAUCACUUUUCUUUAAUAAGUAUUAUAACAAAAACGAUCGCGUAGUGCAAUUACUGUCAACAUUCACUAUGGUUGCUGUGGUCAUAAACGCCUAUUCGAGCUAUGAGCGUAGAAAGGUGCCACUGGCUGCAGACGAUUGGAAAAUCUUCACCGACACACACUCCCAGACACAAACAUGCUGUGACGCACUUGUUGCCGGAUCGGCCGGUCAGUACCCGUUGCUUUCCUCCGGUACCAGUUUGUUUGUUGCCUUGCGCUUUUUUCCCUCCGUAGUUUUCAAUCAGUUGGUUUGUUUGUCGCAUUAGCCUUACUGGCUGCUGCGUAGGAACAGUGAAAAGAGAAAGUUUCCUUGCAAAACAUUUCAAUCACAGUUCGUGUACCGCCAGCAGCUGUAACUUGAGACAAAUUUGCCUGUAUUAACACGCACGCACACAGAUGUAAGCAAUUUGUCAGUAAUAAUGUAAAAAAGCAUCUAUCGAAAUAAACAUAAGUUUUUUGCACUAAAUUGCCAACCACCUUGUUGUAGUGGUUAGCGAUUACUCAACCUGCUUUCCAUCCUAGUUUAUGACUGACAUUAAACAAAUUUUUUUAUACGUCAGUCUUUCAAUUCUAUUUAAGGAAAAUCUGUUGAACUAUGUUAUGGAAACAAAGAUUAUCGAUAAGCAUACAAAGAUGUUGUAUGUGAACCUAAAAUAAUGUGUUCGAGUAUUCAUGAAAGUUUUAAAUAUUCUUUAAUAAUUUUAUGAUAUUCCUGGACCCUGAAGUUUAUUAACGCUAGAAAAAAACGUCGGAGAUCCUAUAAAAUGUAUAUAUAACUAAAUCAUCAGAGAGCCGAGCUGAGUCGAUUUAGCCAUGUACGUCUAGAUACACGCGAACUAGUAUCUCAUUUUUGGAGCUAUCGAUCUGAAAUAUUGUACACGUCCUUUUCUUUCCAAUAAGCGAUUUGUUUCAAAAUUAAGUCCUUGUAUGAAAAACCUUUUAUUUGACAAGUUAUUUUUACGAAAUUUGGCAUCGACUAUUAUUGUUGUUGUUGUUGUUGUUGUGUCUAAAGCAUCGCUACAAUCUCCGAACGAAUUGUUCAGAUCGGACAACUACAAAAACACAAAAAAAAAUCUUCAUAAUUCCUUAUUAAGUGGCCUUAACUCGAACUGAGUAUUCUUUAUAUAAAACAACGUAAAUAUUUUAAUAAAAGCAUGUUCAAAAGCUCUUGUUACACAUAUUUUUCGAUAUUUCCAAGUUGUGUUAAAAUAAAAAUCCCAAUGAAAUAUAAUAUAUUAUAUUAGAAGUGGCACAUAUUUAAAUUUUCCAAGCAGUCUGCGAUAUCUCUAACACCACACACACACUGCUUGGCUUAUAAGGCCAUCAUCAUCUAAUCGCCACAAGGCCUACAACACCUCAUGGCGGCUAUUUAGAACCUUCAAUUAUGAGUGCAAACAUAGCAGAGCGAUGCCCCUUAUUACGACUCGAAUCGCACCUAAUGGUUACAACCAAACUUACGCAUGGGUAUUACGAUGGUUUGCGCCUCGGAGGCACAGUGGAGAACAGUGCAAUGAAACAUUUACAACAAGAACCUCUACUCCACUUUGUGCUAUUGAGUUGUUAAACUUCGAGAUAAAAGACUGGUUUGAAAAACCAAAAACAAAAGAAACACAUAAAUAACUAUUGUACAUGACCUCGACACGAAAAGCUUCUGACGGACUUUAGCAUAAAAGCAAAGAGAUUACCACGGCAUACAUAUGUAAUUAUGCGCCCGUCAGCUCAUAGACAUGCAUACAUACAUGUGUGUAAGUGGUAAUGUAGUAGGCUGGAGCUGAGCUUUCGAAAAAUAAGUCAUUAUCCAUAACAACAAAGCCACCACAAAAACUGCAGCUCCAGUCGAGAGCGCGGUGAGCGAAAUGAGAGUGCCAACAUUAAAGAGAAAAUGUACGAGAGAGAGGGAGACUUCGAGGGGAACCAUAUAAAACAAUACCAACGCUCUAAGCGUUGACAAAUCGCAAGCGAAGCUUUAUGCAAGCCUUGGUUGGAAAGCCAACGUAGCGUGCCAGUCUUUGACUUUUCUGUCUAACCGUGUUUUCGUAAGGCUGACGCUGUUGCUUUGGCUCUUGCUGCUGCAAGUUGCGCCACAGUUUGGUAAUACGCUUACCACCUGAGUAGCGGUGGCAGCGGAGGUAGUAGCAAUAAGUGGUCAUGUCUUGUCGCAACACAGCGCCGAAGCAGUAAGCUUAGUCUUCAACGAGUUUGGCUCGAAAACGGUUGUCGUUAGCGGCUCAAUCUGCAUUUAUUACGCACACUACAGAUACUCUAGCACAAGUACGUAACAUUUUCGGGCGUUUACUAUAUGCGUGGAAGCUAAAGGAAAUUGUGAAAUUUGCAACACACACCGAAACCGAAUACAUGCACAGUUGUGAUUAAUUUUUUUAAAUCUUGAACAACUCCACUUUGAAAAAAAGACCGCCAAUGCAUUUUGACGGCACCUUAGCGUUUGCGCUUUAGCUUCCACUGAAGCGAUUGAAGCGAUUACACAGUGUUUGUUUCGAAAUUGUGAUUUGUUUAAUUUUCCUCAUAAAUAAAUUUGCGAAAAUAAUUUUAACUGUUGUGUGGGCCAGCAAUAAUUGAAUUUCAAAAAAAUAACUAAAUUACAUAAACAAAAAUAAAAUCAGCUUGGAUUGUUAUUGUAAAUUUGUGCGUGUGUAUUCUGUGGUUACGAUUUGGGUUAAUUAUCCAUUUGUUGGCAAGUGGACUUAGAACGCAGACGCACUUAAACACGCGAACGAAAAAUCAAAACGUCCUUGAAAAUUUAAAAAUUGAAAAAAAAACCUAAAUAAAAAUAAAAAACAAAAUAAAACAGUAAAAUAGUAGAAGCUCCGCGUAAUGUCCUUGCAGUUGUUAGGCGCCCCAAAAAAAGUGUUUUUUUCCGCGAGUAAAUCUACACAACAGUUGUAAAACUAAUAAGGAUUAUGCGACCUAAUGCCAAUAGCGGCUGUUGUACGCUAGAAAACGCUGCAAACACUGCGGCCCUACGGAGCUUGCCACCAUAUCCUUUGACACAGACUGCCCAAUUGCACUCACAUCUACCGCCGCAUCCGCAUCAGCAACAAGCACAGCAACAACAAAAUCUUCAUCAUCACCACCAUCAGCAACAGCAGCAGCACCUCCAUCACAAUCACCAGCCACAACACCAUUUUCACGCGCAACCACAUCUCGUACAACAGCAGCAAGCUUUCAAGCCGCCAACGCCUAAUCAUUGGUUGCCUCAACAAAGCCUCUACAAUGCUGCCGCACAUCCAUCUACUGUUCACAAAAGUGUUGGAAUUGGUCGACAUGCGCCUCUGCCAUUGAGCCAAAGUUUGAACCAGCUGGCACCUACAGCAGGGCUUCACUCGCACCCACAGCACCAAUAUCACCAGUACCUAGGUAGCCUGCAGACGUUGCAUCAACAGUCCACACAUGCCCCACAUCAUUUUAAUGGUUAUGCUUCUGCGAGUCAAUCUCGCUCGGGUCCAACGCCGGAUCAGUUGAGCUCUAACACAACUUCAGCAGCAACCACGCAUCCACACAACUUCAACAAGCUAUCCAAUACGUCGGUGAUUAAUCCGCAGCGUAUCCACGAAUGCGCCGGCAUACCGCUCAUCUCCAACGCCAGCACACAUUUGACAGCGAGCCAACGGCAACGCGUCCAACGCAAACUAUCACGUUCACCCGUGCCUCAUCAAAAGCUGGCAACAGUUGGUGGCGUCGAACAGGCGUACAAUUUGCACCAUCCCACUUUGUAUAUGACUCGCAAUUCGAAUGCUGCCAGUUGUUCACAGAUUUCCCAACUCGCUGCGCAUGCUCAAGGUGUGCCCUUGCUGCUCCACAAACAGCAACAGCAAUUGCAACAAAAUUCCGCACAAAAAUGGUCUAUGCCAAAUAAUGGAUCCAAUGCCUUUCUCCCCGCAACGUCCACGUGCACCGUAAAAUCAAAUGGUGACCAACCUACGCGCAGCACUCUUCGUUACCAACACUCUGCACCAGCUGCACUCAGUACACGUGACAAGGAGAAUUCCACAACGCCGGCGACGGCAGAAAUCCCAAUUGCGUCUGAAACGCCCAAAGAAAACACCGACAGUGGGGAGGCAGCACUACCGCGUAUAAUUAAACCACGCAAACGGCGAAAGAAGGAUCGCAAACCGGCGACUAAUGGUAUUUUCCUGAAAUUAGAUGCGAUUUCAAGUACUACGACCGCAUCGGAUAAGGAGAGUAAGUCGUCACAAAUUAGCGGAUUAGGCAUGUCACAGUUGCUUUCUAGGCAGCACCAACAAUUACAACAAACAUAUUUGAAUCCGCCUGAAGGCGUCAAUGAGAACGCCUUCAACCCUAAAUGUAUCAACUUUUUUAUUGGCCACAAUCAACCAACAGACGCUCAUGCUUUUACUUCAAACACGGCACAGCAGAACUGCAAACCAAGAAGUCUGCUGCAAUCUGCUUGUUUAAAAUCCAACAGUUAUCUAAACGACGUCAAAAUGACAAAAUGUGACGACACACCAGAUGAGCAUGGCAUUUGUUUCUGCAGCGUCUGUGAUCCGCUACGUUUAAUUUGGGACUAUCCGCUGAGGCGCUCUCUCUCCGAUUCGUCAACCGCAUCGGCACGCACACAUUCCUCGUCAUCAACAUCCUCCUCAACGUCGGCGUCGCCCUCACAUACUUCCUCUGCGGAGGCGUCAUCGUCUUGCUGUUCAUCGACACCAUUGAUAGACGGCGCCAUGUCGCCCACAGCCGCACUUUCACGCGCAGAUCGCGUGGGUGUUAUUGGCUCCAAUCGCAAUGUGCCCGAUAGCAAUCGGGAUGCGACGAAACGCAACGAUAUGUUAUGUGACGUAUUCGGCGGCAGAACUGCUACGAAUGGCUGUCUGAGCGAUUCGAAUGACUCGGGUUACGGUGACAUACUGAGUGGCAUUAAUAUUGCCGAUGAUUUCUUCAGUCAGAGUGCAAUACACCAAACAUCUACUGUACUAGCACCACUUUUCGAAGUUACCGACAUAGGCUUGAACGCAGGACCAACGUCUACCAAUCGUUCACUGAAAGCAGGUAGCGUCACAUUGCCGGCCUUGCUGCCUGUAACCGAUGAUGCUUUGCUAACAGAGAGUAUUAACGAGAUUUCACGCAAACUUAUCGAAACCUGCGGCAGCGAGCUGUCUAACGAACUGGUAGCGGGGGCGGCGACGCUUUCAACGAGCGCCUAUUCACGCUGCAGCAGUGAUUUCUCCACGGAUAGUGGCAUCGAUAGCGCUGCCAUUGUGAAUUGUGAUGAGUUGGUCUUCAAGUUUGACAAUUUGAAUUUUAUGAUCGAUCCAAUUGUGAAAUGUUCCAUAAAUGACGAAAACAACAAUAAUACUAGCAGUGUAAAUAACAACACAAUUACAGCUCACGUUGGGCCAGUGAUGGCAACAACAGCAGCAACAACAGUCGCGACAGCCAGCACAGAGGAACAGUUUCUUCUAAAUGCAUCAAAUAUGAAUCUCCUCUUCAAUGUUAAUAAUAACGACAAUAAUACAAACAUCUUCGAGUUUCAAAGGGAAAACGAGCGACAACAGUUUAACCAUCAACAAUCGUUAAACGAAAAACAACAGCAACAACAACACGAUCAACAAUUCGUGAAUAAUUGUUUUGAUUUAGUGUGGCCAACAAAAUUUGAGCGUUGCAUACGAGAGACGGCAACAAAAAUACUAGAUUUGGAUGUGAAUAAGCAUAUGGGCGCAUUAACUUUCACAGAGAUCGCUUAGAUGAUGUUUAGCUGUGUAAAUCGAUGAAUUAAAUAAUGAAGUCUUAGCGUAUAAUAAAGAUAAGACGUAUAACUACGGCAGCCAAAAGUGAUUUGUUGCACAAAUUCACAGCGCUCUCCUCAAAAAGUGGGCAGAUAAUAAGUUCCUGCAAAUCCCUCAAAAUCUUGGGAUACAUUUCUAACGGUUACACCGAACCCGUCCACUGUAUGCGAUCUAUCCCUAAUACACACACGCCUCAAUUUCGUUUGCAUUCACUUCAAUCGGACCUGGCCCAUUGGCAGAGUAUUACGCAACAUCAUUAUAGACCAAGUGAAAACUAUGUUAUUGUGUAGCUCAAGGGCCUGCCAGGGGUCGGUCGGCAACGCAACAAGCGACCAACAAAAUUGAGCGAUACACAAACAAAGCACUGUGAAAAAAAAUAACAAUGCGAUGAAAGUGAAUUGUCUUAACAAAAACCAACACACAAGCACAUGCUAAAACCGCAAAGAAAAAAUAAAACACAGCUGAAUUUGGUGUAUCGUCUUUGCAUAUUUUUCUUACAAUUGCGACAUCGUUUUUUCCUGUUUCCGCUUGUGUUGUUGGUCAAAUCAGAGAAACGGAAAAAAAGAACAGAUAAGCAACAACAAUGUUGGUUACAAAAUCAAAGCACCAACAGCAUAAGCGGCUACGGCCACAAGCUUAACACCGCCGCGACAAAAGCGUUUCUCGCAUUACUAAACAGCGGAGACGAAAAACGAACAAAUGAAAUAAUAAUAUGGCACAUAAAAAAAAGUAUAUAUACAUAUACUUGUAUAUAUAUAUAUAUAUAUAUAUAUAUAAAACUAAAAAAAAUAUUACAAAGCGACUAAUGCUGCAAAAACAACUAUAUUAAAAGCUCAACAAAGCACGCAUUGUAUGUAAUAACACAAACAAAAACAAUAGUAAAACCACUGCUAAAGAGCAAAACAUAUAUGUACAAACAUAUACAUACAUACAUAUGUAUUCGUAUAUAAUUGCGGCUAAAAAGUGUAUAAGUCACCCGAGGGAUCGAGCACCGCAGUCGGCCGCAACCGUAACCCGACAACGCCACUGCAUAUAUCAACAAUAGCAAAAGUAAAAUACAAAAGCAAAAAUAAAAACAACGAAAAAUAUAAAAACAAAUAAUUGAAAACCAAACAGUCAAGCCAGACUGACUUGGCUGUAGGCCGUAACAGAAAGGCAGAGCUAAACUGAAACUUUCACUUUCUCUGCACUCACCAAACCACAACAGCUACAACAGAUCAGCUGCGCACAAACCACCGGGCGAACGUACGAAUGUCCGUCCAUCCGUCCGUACGCCUAACCAACCAACCAGCCAUUGCACCGUGGCGUCACGACAUGCAAAUUUAUGAACCAAGCUCUAAGCUAGGCGACGCGCAGCACCAACUUGAGCGCCGUGCAGUUGAAUGAAGUUAUAUGGCAGUCAUGGCUUGACAUGCAAUCGCUUAUGGCCACGAGUGACGGGCGAACGUCGCGUAAUUAGACAUUGUGUUCGUUUUAUUGUGCAUUUGAUUCUGUGUUUGUUGGUUUGGUAUCUCAGACUGUGGACCUUUCUAGUGGGUGUGCUGCAGUGAUCGCGAAUUAGAGACUCGUCUGCACAUUUGCUUGGUGGCCAACCACUGAGGAGACUUCAAACUUAAUGCCAACCUUAAACGGUUCUACAACAUGGACUCUGACUUUUACACACACAUACAUAUUAAACUUCAUAUAUUCAUAUUUCUAUAUUUUUAACUUUGGUAUUUAUUGCUUCUUUAGAAAAUCGUAAAUUUUAACUGUUAUUUAUUUAGUAUUGUUAUUUGUGCAUAAAGUGACACACACACACACAGCAAAUUGAAAAGUUGGUUAUGGUUUAGAUUUAGGUAUUAAAAUUAUAAGUAACGGUUAAGUUAUAUAUAACAGAUUUAUAUGCAUACGGGUAGUAUAGUUUCUGCAAAGAUUUAUUUCUAGGCUUAAAACUGAUACUAAUUAAUUUCUUAGUUUUGGUGUAUUUUCAAUUAAUUCUCUGCCGAUGAGAUAUAACGGCAUAAUUCCAUUCUAAACAUAUUAUAUUUUGAAGAAAGUAUUUUUAAAGUUACCACUGCAUUAAAUAUUUCAUAUUUUUACAUUUACAAUUACAAUUUUUACUAAGCGCGUAGAAUACAUUUUCUACUUUAGUUUAAGUCUGAGCGCAUAGUGGAGCAAAUAUUGCGGUUAGUAGCAAAUUUGUUUGGUUAAACUCAUCGGAGCGUAUUAGUGAAAGCAAGAAACAGAAAAACUUGCAAAUUUAUACUUAGUAUGCGCCGUGGUAUUACAUAAUAUAAUAUUAUAUAUAUAUACUUUCACUACUUUGCGGUUUACCCUUAACGCCGUUUUGCAUUUCUUUCCACUAUGCGCUUAGAGUAAAUAAGCUUAAACGGUUAGGUCUAAUUUUUGAAAGAAUUGAAAAUUUAAUAAUUUAAAUUUAGAAAUAUACUAGGUUUAUGACUACAGUGUGGUUUUAAAAUAAUAUGUGUGAUUUAUCGCCCUACACUCACCAUAAGAAAGUUCCAAAAUGAUUUCAGUCUAUAUACAUAUCUAAGGUUUAAUUAAUAACAUCAAAAGUCAUUGUUUUCUAUAUUUUUCUCUUAAACUUACACUAGGUUUUAUAAUAUCAGCGCCCUCUAUACUUUUGUGAUGAACAUAUGCAAAUUUAAUUGAAAUAAUUAGCUUCAGACUUAUUAUUCCAAAAAAUGAUCAAUUUCCUUAAAAUCGUACUCGACAUAACCUAUAAAGUACAUAACUGAAGUUAGUAACUUUAUAUCUUUUGCUGUCAGCUCAUUGUUGCAUACCCAAGACAACGAAAUUCAUACAUUUAAAUAUUCAAUACACUAAAAUCAAAUAUAAAGCGUUCUCUUUAGAAUUUUUGAAAACCAACUUGCGCUGUUCUGUCAAGCAGCCAACUAACCGCACCAAAUAAAAAACCUAAUUUGCCAAAUAGAAACUAACGGAAUUAGCUAGCUCACUGUUUAACAAGCCUAAACUUUUCAUUUCACCGAGAGUAGUUAAAAAACUCCAGUCCUUUAUACAAUCUCCGCUUUUUAAUUUAUCUAUGUAAAAUCUCUCACAAAAUAUAUGUAAGAAUGUAUAUUUGAUUUUUUUUACCUUAACAUUUUUUCGUACAUUUUCCCUUCCUUUCACAAUGACUGCUUGCCGAGUACUUAUUAAUAAUAAAUAAUAAGAGCGCCGUCUAGAGAAACUGCCUUGUUUUCCAAGUUAAAUACUGCAUCCGCCGCUUUGGUGCGGUGAAAAUGAAUGUUGUUUAUUGCAGCAACUUUAUCUCUGCUUGUUUUUGCUGUGCGCGUGCGUGUAUAUACAUAUGUAUGCGGUAGUGUUGUUUGCGCUGCGCACUCCAUCAACGGGUCCGAUCUGCAUUUGCACCAUCACCGAGCGCAGUCAUUGUCUUUAUGAAUUAAAACAACAAAAAAUAAAUGAAAACACACACACAUACACCCCUCUAACAGAUACUGCGUCACAAUACAGCAGAAACAAAGCCGAGAUUUCUAUUUUAUACAAUAUCAAUAGAUCAAAACAGCAGAGUAUGCAGCAAAUUAGUGAAACCGACCGACCGACCGACUAUACAGCACGCAUCCGUGCUUUUGUCUCAGCUCUAUACACUUUUACAGUUAUUAGUUGCUGAAUUAAACCAAGCAACAUCCAGCAGCUAGUCAGACUUGGGUGAAGAUCCGCGAAAUUGUCUGCUGAUUUUUGAGCUCCUGCAUACAUAUACUUGUAGAUGUGUAUGCGUGUGUGUGCGCAUCAUUUGAUAUUUUUCAAUGCAAACAAAAAAUUGGUAAAAAUGUCACAGCAUGAGCUGUAGAUGCUGAUUGCUUUCUUUCUUGGAUAAUAGAUUCAGUAUUUUUAAGCAAUAACUUAACGAAUUAAAAAUAUGUACUGCAUGUUUUUGAUUUCACACAUUCCGAUGUUUAACAAUUUCUAAUUUCAAAAUUAUAUAUCACAUUACAUUUUGAAAAAUCUUUUUUUUUAUUUAUUGCCUAAUUUGAACAAAAAAUUAAUUACACUAGAAUUAGGAGUUUAUGUUCCAAAAAAUCACAUUAUUCUUUAGUAUUGAUCAGUAAAGUAUGCGCACUUUAAAUUGUAAAACAUUCCAGUUUUAGAGUCUCAAGACACGUUUUAUUUAAGUUAGAGUGUUAUGCGAAAGGUUAGCCGUUCUUUUCUACUCACUUGAUUAAUAAUUUUGUGUGGGGUUUUUAGUUUCAUGUUUGAAUUAGGUUAUGUGGAUAUUAUUCUCAAGAAUUGUAGAAAAUACAUAUGUUUUCAAAGACUGUUAUUUUAUUAUAAAAUUUAAUAAUCCCCCGGUUCUCGUUAUUUAAAAUAAUUCAUGAAAAAUCUUUAGUGUUUUUUUUAUAUUUAUGUAUGUCGGAGUAUUUUUAAUUUAGUUUGAUCUCUUAUGUAAAAUCAUACACACAUAUGUACAUACAUACAUUCUUACAAAUAAUAUAUAAAUAUGAAAGUGAAAUGGUCGCAUUGAAAAGGGGUGGGAUUAUAUAAGUUUUCUUCGAAUAAUUAUUGAAUAUCUAUGUGGAAAUUUUUUAUUAAACUCUGUAUGGGUUUUAUUGAUUGUAAACUAUUUCAAUAUAAUUUGACCAAAAGAAAACUUGGACACAGCAUUAUGCCAAGCAUUUAAAUGAUAACUUUAUUUUCUAUUUAAACGUUCUCUGCCAAUAUUUCUACCACAUCUAUCAUUAAAAAUCGAGUACACGUAAAAAAUAUCGAUACUUUUCAUGAAUUUUUGCUUAGCUAGCAAAAGCUUCGAGUUAAAACAGGCGUUUUGUCAAAUUUCCACAAUUAUUUAUAUAAAUAUUUGUAUGUAUGUGAGUUCAUAAUAGCAAUUUUAUUUUGCAAACCAACAUAUGUACCUAGUAGGUUGUCUUUAUUGCCAAUUACUUUGCCCAAAAAUAAUUCAUAGCAAUAAAUAAUUACAGUUGUAAGUUAGUUUCAGUGAAUUUGUGCACAAAUAACAAGUAUACAAAGUAUUUAUUAAAAUAACAUAUUUAUUUACUUAUUAAUUAUGACUAUUGUUCACCUAUUCAUACACCGACCCAAUAAAUAUUAUUAUUGGGCAAUCAAGCCGAUUCUUUUUAAUUAAGAAUAAAUGCACUUGUUAUAAAAAUUGACAAUUGUACAAGCUCAUAUUUGGCUACAAGUAAACUUAAAUCUAUUUUUAGUUUUAGCCUAUACCAUAUAUGAUAUUUAUUGAAACAAAUAAAAUGCAUUGUUAUAAACAAUUGUUGCUAACAAAAUAUUUGUGCGAGUUCAUUUUUGAUUUUUGUAUGUCUCACUUUGCUGUUACACUUUGUUCUCCCGUAAGUACAAUACAUACAUAUAGUAUGUCGAUCAUGUGUGUUAGCCAAUUUUCACCGAAAGUUGUUAGCUUUUUUCUGAGUGACAAUGAUGUUUUUAGAAAUUUCGUCAAUUUUGAUAGAGCACAAUUCUCGUUGGUGUGUGAAUU